AUGGAGAUUGUGUCUGACAGAGCAGAAAUGCAUAAGAACAUAUGUGCUCAGAGGGACAACUGGAACGCCCUACUUUUGAACUCCGUGAACGGAAUGACAGCCACGGCGGCGAUCAUGGCCGGACUCGCAUCAGCAGCAGGAUCCGGAGCGUCCAUUCUGCCCCUCAAGCUCUCUGCUGGCCUCCUCUACAUUUCCGUCACCGGGAUUCUGCUGGUGAUGAACAAAAUCCAGCCUUCCCAGCUGGCGGAAGAACAGAGAAACGCUUCCAGGCUGUUCAAACGGCUUCACCAAGAGAUCAAAACGACGCUGUUUCUGAAAACUCCGACUUCAAAGGACGUGAAACUUGCAAUGGAGAAGGUGCUGGCAUUGGACAAGGCCUACCCACUUCCUCUUUUGGGAACCAUGAUCGAGAAGUUCCCGUCCCACGUGGAGCCCGCUGUGUGGUGGCCGGAGGAGCACGGGACUGGGCAUGAGAAGGCGGGCGAGGAGGAGGUAGAGAGGAACGGCUGGGAUGAGAAGUUGGAGGAGGAAAUGAAGGGCGUGUUGGGUGUGGUGAGAGGAAAAGAUGGUGCGGAAUACGUGAGGCUGAGCAAUGUGGUGCUGAAGGUGAACAAGGUUCUGGCAAUGUGUGGGCCAAUGCUGACCGUGUUUGCGGCGGCUGGGGCGGGGGUUGUAGGGUGUGAUGGGUUCGUCGGGUGGUGGGGUGCGGUGCUGGCUGUGGUGUGUGGGGGCUUGGGUGUGGUGGUGAAUAGUUUGGAGCACGGCGGGCAGGUGGGGAUGGUGUUUGAGAUGUAUAGGAGUUCUGCUGGGUUUUUUAAGCUGAUGGAGGAGACGAUAGAGUCGGCGUUGAAGGAAGGGGAGGUUGGGGGAAAGAGGGAGAAUGGGGAGGUGUUCGAAGUGAAAGUGGCGCUUCAGCUCGGAAGGAGCAUUUCGGAGCUCAGAGAUCUGGCGAGUUCUGAGUCUUUGGCUUCCAGAUUGAAGCAGGUCAAAGAGGAGUUUGCAAGCAAGCUCUUUUAA
This is a messenger RNA of Malus domestica (apple), 1017 nucleotides long. Its product is annotated as probable F-box protein At4g22030. The record is from RefSeq and is a predicted model, not a curated record. Lineage: Eukaryota; Viridiplantae; Streptophyta; Magnoliopsida; Rosales; Rosaceae.